Triticum dicoccoides is the source of this 2432-nucleotide messenger RNA. RefSeq names its product beta-glucosidase BoGH3B-like. Lineage: Eukaryota; Viridiplantae; Streptophyta; Magnoliopsida; Poales; Poaceae. The transcript has 10 exons. Gene Ontology annotation, molecular function: beta-glucosidase activity. Gene Ontology annotation, biological process: glucan catabolic process. The coding region runs from base 474 to 2348 and encodes 624 amino acids. The record is from RefSeq and is a predicted model, not a curated record.
AGAGGGUAGAAACAACAGUCCAACCAUGGACGAAACAACCAGCUGGCGUGCUGAAACUCAGACCUAGUGCAGAGAAGUAAAUGUGGUACUAUAGGAUAGGAGGAUGACAGGUGGGUCCACCAGAAGAGGGAGGAUAGAUGGGGGAGAGGGUGUCACGGGUGUGAGACCGAGGAGAGGGAAGAGAUGAGGUGGACGACGGCGAGAACUGGCUGCGGAAGCUACUCGCUGGAGCUGGAGUGGCUCUCCAUGGAAAAUGCUCUCGCCGUUUGGGAAGAGGAAGAAGAGACCUCCUCCUUGCCCCUUUGCAGCGCUGUUAGGGUAUAAAUACCAUUGCCCUGCCGCGCGAAGCUCUGACUCCCUCGCCUCUCGCCACUGCUGCUGGCCCCUCCCUCCUUCCGGGGAAGCAGUUUUGCAAGGUGUCUAUAUAGAAGCCUGUGGUGAUCGAUACCACAGACACACGGUGAACAGACAAGAUGGGGAGUUCGCGCAAGAUCACCUCUCUUCUCCUCAUGUUCUGCCUGGCGGUGCUGGUGAGAGCGGAGUAUGCCAAGUACAAGGAUCCGAAGCAGCCUCUCGCCGUUCGCAUCAACGAUCUUCUUGGCCGUAUGACUCUGGCCGAAAAGAUCGGCCAGAUGACUCAGAUUGAGAGGGUGAACGCCACGGCAGAGGCCAUGUCCAAAUACUUCAUAGGCAGCGUACUGAGUGGUGGGGGCAGCGUGCCUGCUCCUCAAGCAUCUGCUCAGGCUUGGGCUUCGAUGGUGAAUGAGAUGCAAAGGGGUUCUCUUUCUACCCGCCUUGGCAUUCCGAUGAUCUAUGGUAUUGAUGCUGUCCAUGGCAACAAUAAUGCCUACAGAGCUACUAUCUUUCCCCACAAUAUUGGGCUUGGAGCUACCAGGGACCCUAUGCUGGUGAAGAGGAUAGGAGAAGCAACUGCUCUUGAAGUUAGAGCAACCGGAAUCUCUUACGCCUUUGCUCCGUGCAUUGCGGUUUGUAGAGACCCAAGAUGGGGACGGUGCUACGAAAGCUAUAGCGAAGACCCAAAGGUUGUCCAGUCAAUGACCACGCUCAUCUCUGGCUUGCAAGGCGAUGCGCCAUCAGAUUACACAGGAAGGCCAUAUGUUGGUGGAAGUAAGAAGGUCGCGGCAUGCGCUAAACACUAUGUCGGUGAUGGUGGAACAUACAUGGGAAUCAACGCAAACAACACAAUCAUCGAUACGCAUGGGCUGAUGAGCAUCCAUAUGCCUGCCUAUUAUAAUUCCAUCAUCAGAGGUGUCUCCACAGUUAUGGUCUCCUACUCUAGUUGGAACGGGGAGAAAAUGCACGCUAACCAUUUCCUUAUCACUGAUUUUCUCAAGAACAAGCUCAAAUUUAGGGGUUUUGUGAUUACAGACUAUGAAGGCAUCGAUCAGAUCACCUCUCCGCCAGGCGUAAACUAUUCUUAUUCAGUUGAGGCUGGAAUUGGUGCCGGUAUUGACAUGGUCAUGGUCCCUUUUGCCUACACAGAAUUCAUCGAUGAUCUGACGUACCAAGUUAAGAACAAUAUUAUCCUCAUGAGCAGAAUCGACGAUGCUGUCUACAGGAUUCUUAGGGUCAAGUUCACUAUGGGUCUUUUUGAGAACCCUUUCGCCGAUCCAAGCCUCGCCGGUGAAAUUGGCAGCCAUGAACACCGCGAAGUUGCCCGUGAAGCUGUCAGGAAAUCCCUGGUGUUGCUGAAGAACGGAAAAUCUGCCUCCACUCCGUUGCUGCCUCUCCCGAAGAAGGCCCGUAAGAUCCUCGUCGCCGGGAGCCACGCCGACAACCUGGGCAACCAGUGUGGAGGGUGGACUAUCACAUGGCAAGGAGAGCCUGGCAAUAACAACACUGCAGGCACGACGAUCCUCUCGGCGAUCAAGUCGACGGUCGACCCCGGCACGCAGGUGGUCUACGCCGAGAACCCGGACAGAAGCGCCGUGGAUGCCGGCGAGUACGACUACGCCAUCGUGGUGGUCGGUGAGCCGCCGUAUGCCGAGACAGCGGGCGACAACCUGAACCUGACGAUCCCGGAGCCCGGCCCGGCCGUGAUCCAGACCGUCUGCGAGAGCGUCAAGUGCGUGGUGGUGCUCAUCUCAGGCAGGCCGCUGGUGGUGGAGCCGUACAUCGGCGCCAUGGACGCGUUCGUGGCCGCGUGGCUGCCCGGCUCGGAGGGUCAGGGCGUUGCCGACGUGCUCUUCGGCGACUACGGGUUCACCGGGAAGCUGCCGCGGACGUGGUUCAGGUCGGUGGACCAGCUGCCGAUGAACGUCGGCGACGAGCAUUACGACCCGCUGUUUCCCUUCGGGUUCGGGCUCACCACGGAGGCGAGGAAAUGAGUCGGGUGCGAUGAGUGCUGUAAGACAUGAGAUGCUACAGAUGCUUAUGUCAUUGUGCACAAAAUAACGAGAUGGUAAAUCAUG